Zerene cesonia (dogface butterfly) is the source of this 6506-nucleotide messenger RNA. RefSeq lists its product as uncharacterized. NCBI's taxonomy places the organism in Eukaryota, Metazoa, Arthropoda, Insecta, Lepidoptera, Pieridae. Gene Ontology annotation, biological process: protein dephosphorylation. Bases 284 to 3172 code for a protein of 962 amino acids. Gene Ontology annotation, molecular function: calcium ion binding; protein phosphatase regulator activity. Gene Ontology annotation, cellular component: protein phosphatase type 2A complex. The transcript is spliced from 11 exons. The record is from RefSeq and is a predicted model, not a curated record.
GCCUCCCGGCUCGCGCCGCAGUCCGCGCUACGAGCCGUCGCCGGUUUGUAGUCUGUCGCCGCCGACGCUACAUUCAUACUUUCGUCAACGCGAUCGCCUUUGUUUACUCCCCCACGCGCGCCCAAUCUUAACAGCUGUUCCGAGUGUCUGUUUCAGCUCUUAGUGAAUUGUGUGCCCACAUUCCCUUGUUCAGUGUUCUAGUGCUUUGUGAGUUCAUGGAUAUCCCCGGAUAUUAUUAGAGUUGACUGUGCGAAGCUCGCGGAAAGACGCGGGCGGCCCAGCCAUGGCCGCUACAGCUCGCCGCGAGAUAGACACCGGUGAAGAAGACAUUGCAGCGAUUGCAAAACAAAUAUCAGAUCAUGCGGAAGCGAUUUAUCAAACAUGGAAAGCGCGCGGCCUUGCUCCUACUGAAAUUUUGUCAUGUAGGCCCACGCCCGGACUAAAACUGGCAGACAGUUUGCGUACAAAGCCGAAACCAGAACCGAAGCCUGAAAUAAAACAACGACCCGAAUUCCGAAGAGAUCGCCCAGAAAUAAGAGAGCAGAGGCCCGAUAUUCGGCGGGAACAGAGACCGGAAAUAAGACGUGAUCCUCAUUUAGAAACUGCGGGCGAUACUAUGGAAAUGAAUCUUCCUCCUGACCUAGUACCUGAACGCAAUGGCACAGGAACUGUUGCAAUUGCGAGGCGUGGAGAUUCUGCAGCCAUGCGACUUGAAGUAGCACGUGAAGAGGAACGUCUCCUUAGGGCGUUACGAACCGGUGGAGUUGUUGCAGAACGCCCAUCGGAACGUCCUGAUGUCGUACCACCAAUAUCAUUAGUAGAUUAUGCAAAGAGUCGGUACCAGGAUCGUCUUGAUACCGGUGCAAGGAAACCAGCGGCAGGGGCUAGUGGUGAGAGACGGGCGUCUCUUGGAUCACAUGUAACCGAAGCGAGAUCAAAAUUCGAAGCGCGGGCUAGAAGGGCUUCUAGUGCAGGUGCAGCAGAGUCUGCAUCUGCGACAGGGCAGUCACCUGUCAGACCAUUCCUUACCAGAGGAUCUGUAGCAGAACGUGUACUUAUGUUCGAACGUUGUCCUAGUGAAGCUACUUUAGAACUAGCCAAAAGAAAAUCUCCUGCCGCUACUACAUGGCGAGGACCACACGACGUCAUCAAUAGAGCACAGAACUACUCAGCGUCAACACCAUCAAAGCCAUCAUCAGCGCCGCCCCACACGACCCUCCAGCGGUCGGUCCGCGCGGCUGGACCGUCCCGGGUCAUACCACGCUUCUAUUUCCCCAAGGGACGGCCUCCGCCAGCCCAUCAGCAGGACCAUGCGCUGCAUAAGGUCCAAUCCGCCUUCGCUACAUUUCCAAAUAGUCAGGUUCCUCGUGAAAGUUUCAAGCAUAUAGUAAAGGCCUGCGAAUGCCCUCUAUACUGGAAAAUGCCUUUGUUCCUAGCCACACAGCAAAACCUCCACGCGCCCGUCGACGGACAUAAGUUCAUAGACUUUUGGAGAGAAAUGUCAACACAAUGUCACGACCAAGCUUCAAGGUUUGUGUACAUUUUGACGCGAGGGAAGAGUAACACGUUGGCACCGGAGGACUUCGUGCCUCUGGUGCAGGAUGUCGUCGACACGCAUCCUGGGCUGUCCUUCUUGAAGGAGGCCACGGAAUUCCACUCAAGAUACGUCCAUACUGUGAUCGCUAGGAUAUUCUAUUGUGUGAACCGCUCAUGGUCAGGUCGAAUAUCCAUUCCGGAGCUGAGAAGGUCGAACUUUCUGCAAGUCAUCCAGCUCCUUGAAGAUGAGGAGGACAUCAACCAAGUGACGCAAUACUUUAGUUAUGAACAUUUCUACGUAAUUUACUGCAAAUUCUGGGAAUUAGAUAAGGAUCACGAUUUAUUCAUUGACAGACAUGACCUUGCGAGGCACAAUGACCAUGCGCUCUCGAGCCGCAUGAUAGAGCGGGUGCUAUCGGGGUGCGUGACGCGCGGCAACCAGAACCGCGUGACGGCGGGCGGCGAGCCGCGCAUGUCCUACACCGAGUUCGUGUGGUUCCUGCUCGCUGAGGAGGACAAGAGCCAUCCCACUGCUAUCGAAUAUUGGUUCAGGUGUAUGGAUUUGGAUGGCGACGGCUUCAUUUCGAUGUACGAACUGGAAUACUUCUAUGAGGAGCAGAUGCAGAGGAUGGAGGCGAUUGGGAUCGAAACAUUACCAUUUAACGAUUGCCUCUGCCAGAUGUUAGACAUGGUGCAUCCAGCAGAGACCGGUAAAAUCACAUUAACCGACUUGAAAAAAUGCAAACUGACGCCGAUCUUCUUCGACACGUUCUUCAACCUGGAGAAGUACCUCGACCACGAGCAGCGCGACCCCUUCGCCACGCAGCGGGACUCGGAUUCUGAGAUGUCGGAAUGGGAUCGAUUCGCGGCUGAAGAAUACGAAUUAUUGGUCGCUGAAGAAGGAGGCAGCGAUGCGCAAGACCAAAUCUCAUACGAUGAAACAGACGACGAUUGCUUAUCCCCAAACAUUGAUGACGUCACCAACACCGAUGUCAUUGAGGACUCCAGCGUGGAAGAUUCCACUUUUAGCGACAGUAUAUCCAACGCCCGUAGCAAAGAUGUCCCUGGAAAUGCACCCGCUAUCUCGCGAACACCAAACCCACCGGCUGGUUUCGUGAACCUCAGCACCAUAUACGCGUUGGGCAGUACAGACAGAUGGGCGAACAAAACUAACGUGCAAGAACGAAAGGCAGAAAAACCAAUCCCACCAGAAAAACCAGUUAGCCUAAUGAUGAUGAACGGCAAGAUGGAAAAUCGAUUUAACGUCGGGAAUAAUAGCUUUUUGUAUUCACAAUUAUUGAAUCCUGCAGGAGCAAGAUCGAAAGAUCCACCAUCAUACACGGCGGCGACGAGCGGGGUUCUCGAAAAAACUGGCGAAAAGAAGGUUCUAUCCCCGAACAAAACUGUAAAAACGCCAACCAGUCCUGUGAACGGAGUCAGUAAAAUAUCCGAUAAUUACGAGAGAGCCGUCGCUGAACGACUGAGCCCGCAAAGAGAAAUCUCCAGACUGAAUCGCAGCAGUGUGUUCAGUAAGGUCAAUACUGGAAUUGUAUCCGGUAAAGUUAAGAAGAGCGCUCGAAACGCUGACGAAGAGGAUGAUGACUACGCGCGUGAUAGUGACGAGUGCUCUAUAUAGACCUUGCUUACAAGGUGUGUUAUACAGUGACUGAUUUGUGUUAGUGAACCAAAGACCGUAGAACCGACAUACCAUAGACAAAUAAAUAUUUUUUCAACGUAUCCACGAUACGUGCCUUGUAGAUACGACACGUUCGGACAUUCGUAGCGGUAGAAAUCGAUUAGUUUAGGUCUAUUGCAAUAGAAACGGUGUGUUUUAACAUCGCUUGGACCGAUAGGAGUAUCGUAUCGGAAGUAUUAUGUUAACCGUUACCGGUAUACGAGUGAAAUGUGUGUUAUAUGAUAAUUCGAUAUAUAUAAAAUGACAUUGGACAAGAAUGAAAAAUCUGAGAAGGGAACCACGCUUUUGCAUAAUAGAUCACAGAUUAGUGGCUAAGCUCAUUUUAUAAAACAAUAUUUAUUAUAAAAUACAAAAUUCAAUCAAAAUUUGUAACCUAACGUUGGCCUCUAUAUUCCGUCUUAAUAAUUAUUCAUAUCACGCUCCAUCCACAAUAGAGAGAUAUUUUGAAUAUCAUUAGCAUAGCUUUCUCCAUCAAUGGGCUUUGAGCAUCGAGAUUAACAUCGUGAAUAAACACGCACAGACUUUAAGUAAAAUAGAUUAAGUGAAAAUAUUUUUAUAUUAAAACUAAUUUUGCCGCGUGAACAUUAACUAAUUCGUAGAAAAUUAAGCCUGGUAGCAGAUAUUCAUCCGAUAAAGCCUUUUUAUUUUUAAGAUUAUACUGAUUACUUUUCGGCGGAUAGAAUAGAUAGGUACUCGUUGUUUAAUUUUAAGAUUAAAAUAAUCAAGUACGAAUUUUUACCAGUUAAAUUGUAAUUAUUUAAUGUGAGGUUCAUAAUGUACGCGUGACGUUUUCCCCUUUUCACUAUAUAACAACAAUUGGAUCACUUUAUACCUUUCGCUUAGGAUAGAUGAGGCAGCUGUAAAUAUGCUUGUAGAUAAUGCUAGGUAGAUUUAACAUUUUUUUUUCUCUAGUCUACAGGGUGCUCUUCGAUCUAAUUAUCGGACUACCAAUAAUAAACAAAUGAACGCGCGGCUACAAUGGAUAUGCACGACGACGUAAUAUUGAAAAAAAGACAGUACUAGAUUAUCAAGUUUCUGUAACCCUCUUUAAUAAUUAAAUGUGCACAUACAAUAACAGAGAUGUGUUACGUUUUUUCUCUAAAUUAAGCAAAACAGCGAUGUUUCUGUUUCAUUCUUUGUUUACAAUUUAUAAGUCGGUUGAAUUUUUUUUUAUUUUUAUGAUUCUUUUUUAUUUGAAAGCUGGUUCCUGCCAUGUGGUCCCAUUUGAUCCUCCCAUUUGUUCAUUUGAUUAAAUUUGGUCUAAUUAUGACAAUUUGAAGGCGGAAUAUUUUUUUUUUUAUUAAUUAAUAAAUUCCCAAAUAUAUCUUCACAACGGAAACAGCAGAUAUCACAAAAAUGCUACCAGUGAAAAGAAAGUUCGGCUUUGUAAAGUCAAAUUUAAUUACGGUAAAAUCUAUGAAUAAUGAUGUAAUUAACUAUAUUUAAAAAAGUGUUUCUAAUGUUUGUCAUUACGUUUGUCCAGUGAAAUAUUAGUUUAUUUGACUCGUGUUUGCGUGAAACUUUCAUGUUGUACUUUCGUUAUUAUUAAAAUUGUUAAUUGUUUACCUUCUAUCAACGACAUUGUUGAUCGAAGUUGUUUACCCUUAAGGGCAAAUGUAGGAAAAUAUUACGGUACAGGAUAUACCUGUGUUGUUAUUGAAUUCUUGAUGAUAUGAAUGAUCCAGUCGAGAUCGAGUCAUUGAUCAACUGAAAAAUAUUUUUGACUAUUUACUAGUCAUUCAGAACGACACUGUUAUCAGUUGGUACUGCAAAAAUAAUGCUUACUAUUAACUAAUUAAAAAUUAAUUUAUUGAAUUUUCUAAAUUGGAAAAUAUACAUUUUUUUUUUUAAUUUUAAAAGUUAGACAUUUCAAUAAAAAAUAAUAGAUAAAUUUACAUAUGAUAUCAAUAACGCAAAAAGAAUUCGUAGGUAUCCAUGUUAUAUUUUACGGAAUUUCAGCGCUAAAUUCACCUACAAGUCCUACGUAUUACAAAAUUAUUGUAAGAUCAUUAUUGUGUUAAGUACAUUCCAUGCUUUUACUUAAUACUUACUAAAAAUAAUGAAGAAGAUGCAGCCGGUAUAAUAUUAUUUUUGCAGUGCUGUUAAUUUACAUUCUUUUUUAAUUUUGUCAAGUAAUUGAUAUUGUUCUCAAUACUGAUUACUAUUGAACUUACCAAGUAUUAACCAAAACGAUUGUUCACAAUUUAAUAAAUUUUAUUAAUGCGUUGUGUAUUAUUCUUAAAUUAAUUUUAUUUAUAUUGUAUGUUUUUAUAUAAGAACCUAAACGUUUUGACUUAGCAAAUGCGUUUAAGGUGGACCUAGUGGUAUGGUUGUAUACUCAGAUUAUUAAAUGUUUAAUCUGGUGUUGUAUAUUUUACACAGAGUUAGGCUGAUGACGAUGUGUAUACCACAUUAAAGGCCGAUGACUUUUAGUUUGUAGUUGCGUGUGUGUUUUUUAAACAGUUAUUAUUAAAAUUGGUACUAGCUAUAUAAUACAUUAUAUCUUCCAUUAAUUAACCCCAAGCGAUCGUCAAUAAUAGUGCCAUGAUUAACAUUUUGAUAAAAUAAAAUAGGUUUACUAGACAUUUGUAUGUGAAAUUAGCUCUUACCUACUUAAAUAUGUUGCAUUUUCAGGUUUUUAUUAAGGUUAUUCUCUGCAUACUAUAUUGUCUUCAUUUUUUAAAUACAUAAUCAAUCACGAGGUGUUUCAUUACAUUAUGUACGUUUAUUAUCUAUAAAUUUAUGGAAUAUUUUAUUUAAAUGAUUUAUGUAAGAUAGGCAUCUUAAUAUGAGUAUUAAAUCUGUGUUAGUAAUAUCUAUUUACAUAGAUUUUUUAGGACAACCUAAGUUUAAAAUAUAAAAUCAUGUGUAUUACCCAAUUUAUACGAGUAUGCAUAUGAUAUUAUUUAAAAAAACCCACGUUUUACGAAGUAGUUAAUUUGUUUAUGGACAACUAUUAAAAUAAGAACAAAAUAAUCUUUUGUGCAUAAAUCUAAUAUGAAGUGAACUGUAUUAUGUAAUGUAAAAUAUUAUAGUUUACUUAAAUAACCCGUUAAUAAAAUAUUAAUGAUGGUCACAGAUGUUGCUGUAAUCAUGAAAUGUAACUUUCGUUGUUGUUAAAUUCGAGUUGUCAAUAAUUUAAACGAAAAUCUCAGAUUUUUUUACGAAACACUAGAAGUGAUGUAGUUUUAUGUGUUAACAUUAUUAUGUAUUAUGGAAUGACAGAACUUAUAUGAUAAUUCAGUUAAGUAUCCUAAUAAAGUACAUAACUGUA